UUAAAGGAAAUGCCUUCAGAGGGAAAAUUUCAACAAAAGGCUUUUGCACCCCUUGUUUUGCCAUUCAAAGGAAUUGGCUAACUUCAACCACGUUUCUGUGAACGGUUGCCAUUUUCCCGCAAGAUGAGCCAAUUUGAGAAACCUACCAGCGAAAUUGACCGGUUUCCUACCUGGAAUUGUAUAUUUAAUUUUAUUUAUUUUGAAAAAUUAAUGAUGUAAGAUAUGUCACUACUGUAAAUUAACUUGCUUUUUUAUCUGCUGCUGAACAGUUUCUACUUUAUACCAGGUUUCUUAUGCAAUUUAGUGGUCAAGAUUGUGUAGAACAAAACCCGUUACCAUUAGGUCAUCACUUGUCCUCCCUUCUGAAUACUUAACGCCCAGAUUAACGUCGGCCCGACAAAUCUCUGUCAAUAGAUGUGAUUAUUUUCAACACGUCAUUGAAUCACUGUUGCCUUUUGUUCCGCCUCACGUCCGCACAGCCUGCUUGUUGUUUAGAGGGACAGGUUGAGAACGUUUUUCGAAGGGUUUUCAUACAGUCUGUACUUUCUGAGAAACGGUCUCCUGCUAGCAUUUUCUUCUUAUGCUGGUGUAUGUUUGAAGUGAUAUAAAACCAUGACUCUCAAAACCUGCAUGAUCCCCUCAAACAGCUCUGUUAUGUAUUGUUGCUAGCUGUAGAUGUAAAUGGAAUGGCUUACUCAGUGAUUUGAGAGUUAUUGUUUCAUAAUCUAUUGACUCACACAAGCAUAGCUGAUGGUGAAGGAAGGUUUGUGCAAACUUCUCACGAUGAACGUUUUAUUAGGGUCUCAAUUAGCAAUCAGCACUGUAAACCUCUAAUAUUGCUGAGCCUUUCCCUUAACACGUGGCCCUUAUGGUCAUUUAAGAUAUCUAUUAAUUAUCACUUAGUCUAAUGUAUUUUUCACAACGUUGUAAAUCACGGAAAACCAAACCAUGCAGUCGGCGAAAAUAGCUUCAGCUGGGAUUAGUCUACAUGUGUACUGGUAACUGGCAUUAGAGCUCCAUUUUAAAAGGUAAAUUCAUUUGCAAAGGGUUAUGGUGGUUUGAGUUCUUAAUCUGUUUAAAAUGGGGAAUUUUAGGGGCUCCGUGGUAGAGUUAGGCUAGUCGUUUUUACUUUGUUGUGGCACAUUUUGGCUUUCGAUCAACGUGUGGGUAAAGGAUGACGCGUAGGUCACAUUCACUUCAAGGUUUAGACUCAAGAGGACUUUGGGUAGAUUGUUAAGUAAUGCUCUUUCAUUCUAUCAACAUCUUAAAUUCUGAUAGGUGCAUACUUAGAUAAUAUUUAUCACCUUUUACUUAAUCACUGAAUUUUGGUUGUAAUUCUUGAUAGACUUGAAGUCAACACACCACUUAGUGAAGUGUAAAUAAGUGUUCAUGAUGGGAAGGGAACACAAUCCUGCAUCUAGGUUUUUAAUUUUGAAAGAAUAUACACAGUCGUGUUUGGGUGGAGUCUGUAAAACCAUUGGCUUUAGUUCACUUUCGCUGAUGGUGUUGCUGACCGUUAAGCCAUGAUGACAUCUAUUCUGAAUUAUGUUAUACAUGAUUGAUCUGUGACUGACAUUGACAAAUAGCUAACCAUGUUUUGGCGCAUGCAAUCAGGUUUGAAGGAGUUGGGUAUGUUUUAAAUCUGAUACCAUUGGUAGUACAUUCUGGGUGAAUGUGAUGUGUACAGUUAGUAGUUUUCUGUAGACUUUAUGAUCACACAACUGCUGUUGACAUUACCUUUUUAAGUCAGAAUUUUCUAACCUACCAUGACCUCCUCUGACCGGUGUUCACUGUAUUUGCACAGAUUCGGUGCGUUUGAAAUGUCAUUAAGCAAUACGCUCUGAAAAUGGUGUGUCCAGGUAAUCCACCCUAACGCCAUUAUUUUUUUUGUUUCCUUUUUUUUCCAUUUUGUGUCAAUGCAAUGUAUAUUGGACAUGAUGCUCAAUAAAGUGUGUAAACAGAGAUGCCUGUAAUGUUUGUGUUUUACAGUUUAGAUGAGAACACGCCAUGGGUUCAAGUAUAUUAGACCUCUGCUCUGUAAUUGGAACCCUGGGAUUAGCGUCAGAUUUCAGGGCUGGCUUCGUUUCACACACAUAAGGUUCUGCUGGCUGCAACACACACUGAACUGAUAGAGGUUUGCAACCUCUCUGACAUAUCGACAGGAAAUAUUGGGGUUGUAAGUAACAAUGAGAAAGCAAGUAACAUUUGUUGAGCAGCGGAAAAACGAGAACCUGUUAAAAAAUGGAAGUGGUCACAUCUUAAUGAGGUCUGCAGAAUCUAACCAGAGAGGUACGGAUGGCUUUGAAUGUCUACCUAGUCAGCAAGUGAGGGAGAUGUACAGAGGAACACACGUAAAUGUGUCUGCAGGCGGCCAGCACAUGAAGACAAUACACAUUCCCAAAUCUAUGAUGUCUGCACCCUUCUUACAGCAUCCAGCCCUUACAGCUGGACAGAGACGCUACCUUUGCAGUAUAGCAAACGUUUACAGUACAGAGCACAUGAGGCAGCAGAUGAAGCAGCACUAUCUCAAUGUGCUGCACACAUGUGUUCAAUCAGGUCCGAAUCCCACCUGCAGAAGGAGGUUUGGGUUUCACCAGCAGAGAGACAACAGUACGUUCACGAAGGAUGCACAGAAGGAUGUGGCAAGAGCGAAGCCUCAAGGACAGAGGAAAAGCAGCAGCACCGCUAAUUCUGAUGUCAUACUUCCAAAACUAGUCAACAGAUGACCAAUGUGAUGGCAAAAUGUUUUCAAUUUAAAGGCGUUAAUUACCUUCUACUGAGUCUUUAUGUUGAUCUUUGGAUCAACACCUGUUUGCACACAUUUAUCAAAUAUGACUAUAAAUGUGUGCAGUCAUAAUCUUAUACAGAUAUUACAAGCACCACCACAUUUAGAGCUAAAGCACAUGUCAUAUUUACAUGUCCUGUUAGUUGAAUGACCAUGUAGUAGUUGUCGUAAAGUUUAUAUAUUCUUAAUGCUAUUACCCAAAUAAAAAUGAUUGGAUAUGCUGUUGUCUCUGA
Perca fluviatilis (European perch) is the source of this 3018-nucleotide messenger RNA. Its product is annotated as protein FAM216A-like. The transcript has 5 exons. The record is from RefSeq and is a predicted model, not a curated record. Bases 2187 to 2726 code for a protein of 179 amino acids. Lineage: Eukaryota; Metazoa; Chordata; Actinopteri; Perciformes; Percidae.